GACUGUAGUUGUGAGCACGGUUUGCUUCAGUUCAAAAAAUGACCUCUAGAAACGUGUGCGCGCCAGGCUUCCGCGGGGGACUCCAAAGAGCUUGAAAGUGACCGCUGCCUUAGGGCCCCCCUGCCUCCCGAGGGACUCCGCGGCGGCGGCCCCAACAGGGUCGCCUGCAGGCGGGAGCCCCCUGGCGGGGGUGGGGGAGGAGUUGGGACGGUGAGCGAAUCCGGAGCUGCCCCGCUGCCCUGCGGGGGAGGCGAGUGCGCCCACCGAGGCCCCCGCAGCGGCUCCUCCCCUCGGGCAGGCGCGGACCCCCUCGGAGCGCCCCCGGGGCGGGGCGGGGCCAGUGCCGCGGACCAGUGAGCUCGCGGGGAAGCGCGGCAGCUCCGCCCCGCGAUGUCCGCCCCACCCUCCCGCCCCGACGCGGAAGGUGCGGAGUCGUCCGGACCCACAUCACCGGCCCGGCCACCCACUUGCCCCCAUGGCCGCCACCGCUCCGCUGCGCGACUGCCAGGCGUGGAAGGAUGCGGGCCUCCCACUGUCAACCACGAGUAACGAGGCCUGCAAGCUCUUUGAUGCCACCUUGACCCAGUAUGUCAAAUGGACCAAUGACAAAAGUCUUGGUGGCAUUGAGGGCUGCCUGUCAAAGCUCAAAGCAGCAGAUCCGACCUUCGCGAUGGGCCAUGCCAUCUCUAAUGGCCUCGUGCUGAUCGGCACCGGAAGCUCCGUGAGGCUGGACAGGGAGUUGGACCUGGCCGUGAAGACAAUGGUGGAGGUCUCCAAAACACAGCCGCUGACGCAGCGGGAGCGGCUGCACGUGUCUGCAGUGGAGACCUUUGCCAAGGGGAACUUUUCCAGAGCCUGUGAACUAUGGGAACAGAUUCUCUGGGACCACCCAACAGACAUGUUAGCCCUAAAAUUUUCCCACGAUGCCUACUUUUAUCUGGGCUACCAGGAACAGAUGCGGGAUUCUGUGGCUCGGAUAUACCCCUUCUGGACGCCCGACAUCCCCCUUAGCAGCUACGUGAAAGGCAUCUAUUCCUUUGGCUUGAUGGAAACCAACUUCUAUGACAAGGCAGAAAAGCUUGCCAAAGAGGCUUUGUCCAUUAACCCGACAGACGCAUGGUCGGUGCACACCAUCGCCCAUAUUCACGAGAUGAAAGCAGAAAUCAAGGAUGGAUUGGAAUUUAUGCAGCACUCAGAAACCCACUGGAAGGACUCUGAUAUGCUUGCUUGUCAUAAUUAUUGGCACUGGGCUCUGUAUCUGAUUGAGAAGGGCGAAUACGAGGCCGCGCUGACCAUUUACGAUACGCACAUCCUCCCCAGCUUGAAGGCCAGUGGAGCGAUGCUGGAUGUGGUGGACAGCUGCUCCAUGCUGUACCGGCUGCACAUGGAAGGGGUGUCCGUGGGGGAGCGGUGGCAGGACGUCCUGUCGGUGACCCAGAAGCACAGCCGUGACCACAUCCUGCUGUUCAACGACGUGCACUUCCUGAUGGCGUCUCUGGGUGCUCGGGACCCCCAGACCACGCAGGAGCUUCUGACCACCCUGCAGGAUGCCAGCGAGUCCCCCGGGGAGAAUUGCCAGCACCUCCUGGCCCAUGACGUGGGGCUGCCCCUGUGCCAGGCCCUGGUGGAGGCCGAGAACGGGAACCCGGACCGUGUCGUGGAACUGCUCCUGCCCAUCCGCUACCGUAUCGUCCAGAUCGGAGGCAGCAACGCCCAGAGAGACGUCUUCAACCAGUUACUGAUCCACGCGGCCUUGAACUGCACUUCUGGCAUCCACAAGAACGUGGCACGGAGCCUCCUGAUGGAGCGUGAUGCCUUGAAGCCGAACUCACCCCUGACCCAACGGCUCAUCCGAAAGGCUGCGGCCGUCCACCUCCUGCAGUGAGCUAGGCCUGGCCCCCUCCCCAGGGUCAGAUCGGCUGCCCCCUGGCUUCUAGGGCUAGAAGCGGCUAGAGCCCGUUAGGUGGUUCUGUUGAGUAACUUUGCAGCUUUAAGCAAAAAGCCCUGUAACCAGCAGCGUUACAGGGAGCGGGGACACCAAUCGACUUUAAACACGAGUCAGGAUCUUUUCGUCCUUGUUCAGGGCUGAGGGGCAGCCUCAAGCAGUUAGAACCAAACUAGUUUUGUUACCACUUGCCUUGCAAACUGUAUCUUCGCAGGGCACUCCCGCAUCUCCUGGUGUUCAAGGGUUGGAAGGCGGGGUUGGCCGGAGGCCAGCGCAGCUCAGGGAGGACAGUCUUCCACACAGCCCCUGGGGACCCCCUCUCCCCAGGCUGCCCCUGGGAUCUAACCCUAACCCUCACCUUGUCUUCCUCAUAUUCUAGAUCUGUUGUCCCAUCUUUUGGUUGAGGGCACCCAUGAUGGGGGAAGUGACUUGCCGGGGUCACAGCUAGUGGAGGCCCUAAGAUUCGCCUUGGGCCUCCGCAAGGCCUCACCUCACCGUCUGUGGGUCCCCCAGCUGCCCCCCACCCCCCACCUCAAAGAAGCACAAGCAUGUGGGGGGCCCUCUGCCGUCUCUGGAGAGGUCUGUGAGCUUCCCAGGGGGCUGCAGUGGUGCCGAUCAAGGGGCCUCGGGUAUGUGGUUUCCUUUGCCAGCUAUGACUUUAAUCAUCCGAGUGCACAGGCGCCGAGUUGACACACUUUCUGGGGCGUGCGGAUUGAGCCCAGGGUUGCCCUGUUGUGGCAACAAACACACAGCCCUGUGGCCCGUGGCCUUACCACGAUCCGAGCCGGUUUUACAAAUGCUGCCUCAGUCUCAGUUUCCCCCUUUUCCUAACCUGGCCCUUAAACCAGGGAGCUGCUGAUUUCACUGGAAUGCACCCGUGAGGGGCGAUCCUGGCCCCUAAGUGUGUCUCAGGUUCCUUCAGUGUAAGCUGACAUUAGGGAGGGACUCAGGCAGGGGGCAGGUCUCCUGCAGUGGAGGCAGUGGAGGCCUCCAAAUCAAUUAGACAAAUUUUCUGGGAUUAAAAUAAAUUAGGUAAUCAGUUCCUUUGA
Molecule: messenger RNA, 2994 nt
Organism: Prionailurus viverrinus (fishing cat)
Lineage: Eukaryota; Metazoa; Chordata; Mammalia; Carnivora; Felidae
Gene: TTC38
Product: tetratricopeptide repeat domain 38
Exons: 14
Coding region: 476-1885 (469 amino acids)
Molecular function (GO): protein binding
Source: RefSeq, a predicted model, not a curated record